This is a messenger RNA of Drosophila serrata, 380 nucleotides long. It is a transcript of the gene ubl, whose product is annotated as Ubiquitin-like protein 5. Lineage: Eukaryota; Metazoa; Arthropoda; Insecta; Diptera; Drosophilidae. The record is from RefSeq and is a predicted model, not a curated record. Gene Ontology annotation, molecular function: protein binding. Gene Ontology annotation, biological process: protein modification process.
AUACCGCUCUUAACUGAUCCGGCUACACCGCCACGACAAAAACAAAUCGUUCCAGCAAUUGCAACCAAAAACUAAAAAAUGAUUGAAAUAACGUGCAACGAUCGCCUGGGCAAGAAGGUGCGCGUCAAGUGUAACCCAGACGACACAAUUGGAGACCUUAAGAAACUCAUUGCGGCACAAACGGGCACCAAACACGAGAAGAUAGUCCUGAAAAAGUGGUACACGAUCUACAAGGACCCCAUUCGUCUAUCCGACUAUGAAAUUCACGACGGGAUGAAUCUGGAACUGUACUACCAGUGAAUAUCCGCGGGCAAUGCAUUAAUCAUAGUGAUUGUCUUUUUUUAUAGCUAUUAUAUGGUAAAUUAAAGAAUUUUGCAGAA